Silurus meridionalis is the source of this 333-nucleotide messenger RNA. Its product is annotated as C-C motif chemokine 20-like. The record is from RefSeq and is a predicted model, not a curated record. Gene Ontology annotation, biological process: lymphocyte chemotaxis; cellular response to interleukin-1; monocyte chemotaxis. Gene Ontology annotation, molecular function: chemokine activity; CCR chemokine receptor binding. Gene Ontology annotation, cellular component: extracellular region. Lineage: Eukaryota; Metazoa; Chordata; Actinopteri; Siluriformes; Siluridae. The transcript has 4 exons. The coding region runs from base 1 to 333 and encodes 110 amino acids.
AUGGCUCAAUAUAACUUUAUCAGUCUGUGCGUUGGUGUGUGGAUCACUGCAGUCAUCCUGAGCAUCAACAUGGAUGUGUCUCUCGGAGAGCAAGCAGUGGAUUGCUGUUUGAAGGUUAGCCAUCAUCCCAUCCCGAAGCGCAUUGUUGCCUGCUACCGUGAGCAGCGCAAGGGUGAGGGCUGCCUCAUCAGUGCUGUUGUUUUUCGCACUCGCAAAGGUCGUGAACUUUGUGCCCCCCAUGAUGUCGACUGGGUUGCAGACGUGAUGAACGCAGUGGAUGCCAGGCCAAUGAAUAAAAACAGGGAUGAGCUUUGUUCAGGCAUGAAAGGCUAG